AUGGAUAACAACGAAAAUUUUGGAGGUGAGGAAGAGAUGAUCUCAAAAACUAAAAGAGAGGAGAGAGUGGCGGUAACAAGCAACGGUAACAUUUCCGAUGAAAUUUUAGAGCAGUUCCUGAAAAUCAGAGAUCCUGAUCACAAAUUUGAUGAACAAAAAAUAAAAGCACACAAAGAAGAGAUCGAAAAACAGAGAAAAUUGUAUUUUAUUGGAAACACUCCAGAAAUUGUUACGGAGAAUCCGUUAGGAAAAAGCAACGAAUCUCUACAUAUGGAUGCUACUGAAAAAGAUAGUGUUGUUGGACCGGAGCCUCCAGCUUGUUCAUCAAUGGAGAAUGACAGUAAAACUGUUGAUGAUAAUAUGAGAGACUUCUACGAUGAAUAUUCACGAAAUAUUCAAUCUUAUAGCGCUCGAAUGAAAAGCUACACUGGUGACAUGAAAAAGAACAAGCGUCGCUUUCAAAAAUACAUGGAUCUUGUGAACAAAUACAUAAAAUCCAUGCAAUGUUACGUAAACUAUUUGCUUAAAAAUGAUUCAUGUUCUAAAAUAUGUCCCAAUAAGUCUAUCUACUCCAAACGUUAUCGUCCUUAUUGA
Messenger RNA from Helobdella robusta, 594 nucleotides. RefSeq lists its product as hypothetical. The record is from RefSeq and is a predicted model, not a curated record. NCBI's taxonomy places the organism in Eukaryota, Metazoa, Annelida, Clitellata, Rhynchobdellida, Glossiphoniidae. Bases 1 to 594 code for a protein of 197 amino acids. The transcript has a single exon.